AUGGGCGAGUGUACAAAAUUAUUGAAAAUAAGCAAUAGAGCAUUUUAUAACUGUACAAAAUUAACAUCGAUAAUAAUGCCACCUUGUAUUACAUCUCUUGGAACAGGCUGCUUCCAUCGAACUUUAUCACUCAAAAGAAUUGAUUUUCCAGAUUCUCUUGAAACUAUCCCUGGCUGGGAUGGAAAAGAUUACAACGAAUUCCAUUAUUCAGGGAUUUCAGAGAUUUCAAUUGGCAAAAACUCUAAUUUGACAUACAUUGGGGUGGAUACAUUUGCGUAUUCUAAAUUGAAAUAUUUUACGAUUCCUUCGAAAUUAAAAAUGCACGAUGGAUCAUGCCUUGAAGGUUGUCCCAUAAUUAGUAUUACUAUUGAUGAGAGAAAUCCAUAUUACAAAACUGAUGGAACUUCUAUUUUUUCUGGAUCAGGUUUCUCAAAUUUAUUUUAUGUAAGUUCAGCGCUAACUGGAACGUAUCAAAUUCCCACCUUCAUUAAAACAAUUGGCGAUUCUGCUUUCAGAAAUGGUAACAUAAGUAAAAUAAUUCUAACAUCAAAUGUGACAACUCUUGAUAAUUGGUGCUUUGAUAAUACUCAAAUAACAGAAUUUACAUUUACAGAUCAAAUUAAAUCGAUUGGAACUUGGGUAUUUGGAGGUUGUAAAAAAUUAGCUUCAGUAACAUUGAAUGAAAAUAUCAAAAAAAUACCUGAUAGAAUGUUUUCUUCUUGCGAAAGGCUUGCAAGCAUCAACAUUCCUUCAAAUUUGGCAUCAAUAGGUGCUGGAGCUUUCUCAGGAUGCAGUUUACUUAAGUCAAUAACACUUCCUAAAACAUUGACAGAACUUGGUGAUGGAGCUUUCACUGAUACUGGUGAAAUUAACAUCACCUCUUUGAGUCCAGCUUUUUAUUCAGAAAACUUCCUUACAUACAAAAACAAUAAAGAAAUAUUGAUUCUAUACACAGACUCAAAUACUAAUAAUGAUCUUUCGAUUAUAAGCGAUUGUAAAAGCAUUGGUGAUCUCACAUUCUAUAACAAAAAGCUUCGAGAUGUUACAUUCCAGAGUGAAGAUCCUGAAAUCAACUUAACUAUUGGAAAUCAAGCCUUUCAAUCUUCUACUAUUAGAUCUAUUAUCUUUCCACCUGGAUUAAUCUCUAUUGGAAUAAAUGCAUUCGAUAGUUGUGUAUCUCUUAAGAAUGUUACAUUUAAAGGAAACAAAAUAAAAAACAUUCCAAACUACUGUUUUAAGGAUAAUAUUAAUCUUGAACACAUCGCACUUCCAUCAUCCAUCGAGAGUAUUGGUGAGUAUGCAUUCUACAACAGUGGAUUGAGUUCAGCGAAUCUUGCAAACAGCGGCUGUGUAGUUGACAUCAAGUGCUUCAUGGGCUCAUCAAUCAGUGAACUCACAAUUGGCACUUCUAUUCCACAUCAGCUCUGUCAGUACUGUGUAUUUCUUGAAACUCUCAAUCUGAAGAUCGGUGUUUCAGUGAUCGGUCCAUAUUCAUUUGAUGGUUGCACAUCUCUCAAAGGAUUCACAAUUCCUAAGACACUCACAAGCAUCAAAGGUUUUGCAUUCCAAACUUGCACUUCUCUUUCCACUGUCUACAUGAGUGGUGAAUGCACUCUAUCUCGAGUUGAUGGUGGUUGCUUCUACGAAUGCUUCAGUCUCACAGAAAUCAUAUUGCCUCCAUCAGAUCAAAGAUAUCGUUUUGAGAACGGCGCACUCACCAACUACGAUCAAACCAAUCUCAUUGUCUUCCUCCCUUACAGUGGAGUCAAGAACUUCAUUGUUCCUAUGACGAUGAGAACUAUUGGUCAAUGUGCUUUCAUGGGCAGUCCAUCGCUUAUCAGAGUUUUCUUCAACGGCAACAAUAUCCAGACUAUAGACUACCAAGCAUUCAAAGACUGCAAAAAUCUCAAUCUCGUCUUCUUCUCAUCAUCCAGCAUCAAAACCAUCGGCGACCAAGCUUUUGAUGGCUGUACUCUUCUUCGCAAAUGCGGUUCUUUCUCAACUCCAUCGAAUGCUCAGAAGAUCAUCAUUGAGCAAGGUAAGAUCCCUUCUAUUGCAUUCCAAGAUGAUUGUGGUUUAAUGAUUUCAUGCAAACAUAUCCAAUAUCCCGAAAUUUCAUCCUCAUAUCUAUAUCCUUUCAUAUCUCUAUCCUUUCAUAUCUCUAUUUAUGUAAUAAAAAUUGUUUGUAAUAUCUUUUCUUAA
Molecule: messenger RNA, 2202 nt
Organism: Trichomonas vaginalis G3
Lineage: Eukaryota; Parabasalia; Trichomonadida; Trichomonadidae
Exons: 1
Coding region: 1-2202 (733 amino acids)
Source: RefSeq, a predicted model, not a curated record